Molecule: messenger RNA, 950 nt
Organism: Racocetra fulgida
Lineage: Eukaryota; Fungi; Glomeromycota; Glomeromycetes; Diversisporales; Gigasporaceae
Source: the annotation of a GenBank genome assembly
AUGCAAAUAGAUAAAGGCAUUGAUACAAUCGAGUUUCAAAUCCAAUCCAAAUCCGACCUUGCGAUGUUACAGAUUCGUGCAAGAACUCAAGUUAUUGUAUGUGAUAAAAAUCAUUCGUCUCCCCCUCCACCACACUGUGAGCAAAUGUCUAUUUUAUGUAUUACACGUGAUUUAGAUGCUUUCAAGGAAUUUAUGAGUCAUUUAAAUUCGAAAAAAAGUGUCAAGAAAAAGCCAAUGGAUGACGAUAAAUUUAAAAAUUUAAUUGAAAAAUAUUUUGACUCUGAUUUGAACGUGCUUCCACCUGGAAAGAUUAAAAAUCCGCUGUUGAAAACGCAAUUGUUGAGUCGAAAUACAUCUCCGCAAAUUUCUAGAUAUGGAAAGGGAAAGGAAAUAUGUAGAAAUACUUCAAUAUCAUCUUCAAUAUCAUCUUCAAUAUCAUCAUCUUCAACAUCUCCUUCAACUAGUUCAACAAACGCUACUUCACCACCUUCAAAUACGAAUUCAAAUUACUUAAGUAAUUCAACGGAUGAAGAAGUUAUCAUUGUGAAAAGAAAUCGUAAGAGAUCUGGUUCAUCGGAUUUGACAAACGGGACCGAAGUGGAUCGUGAGCCGAAUAAUGAUUUUUCUGCAAGAUUCAAUGGAAUUCGUCUUAGGAAAAAAUAUAAAUCUUCAACAGACAUUGUGACGUAUUCAAGCCGUAGGUCUAGUUAUAAUCCCAAAUCAUCAAGAACUUUCGAUGACGGUUUUAUAAUUUCUCCGAGCAAAAGGCGUAGUGGUUUAAUUUCAACUCAAACUCGUCAAAGGAUGGAUUCGUCUUUGGAUCAGUACGGGGAUCCUGAUGUAGUAGUACUUGACAGUCCUGAUAGAGGAUCAAGAGCUCCAUCGGAAAUUUUUACAUCAGAAUUUGUGUCUGGUGUUUCACAGAGACCUAUUAGACGAGACCCAAACAG